UAAAUUCUCUAAUUUCAGUGAAACAUAAAUUAAGUAGUAUAUAUUGUUGAAUUUCUUCUAGUGGAAUGAAAUUGUAUAAAAAUGUUUCUUCAUAAGCAGUGCAAAAAAAUGUACAAUUAUUCCCACAUUUUUAGAUAUGGGGCUGUCUUGCCCUCGCUCCGCUUUCUAUCAUCUGGUUGUUUUCGUUUCAGUCAGCCAUGCAACAACCUUCCUCCAUGGGAGCUUCCUACUGGAUUUGACACUGGAAUAGAAGUUUAUAACUCAGCAGUAAAAACUAGGGUGCCUCUUAUAACCAAGAGACCUGGUCACCUGAUGUGGUACAUGUGUGGUCCAACUGUGUACGACUCAGCCCACAUCGGUCAUGGCCUCUGCUAUCUCCGGUUUGACAUCAUCCGACGUAUUUUGAGAGACUAUUUCCACUUAAGCGUCUUCCAGGUCAUGGGAGUCACGGAUAUUGAUGACAAAAUCAUCAAAAAAGCAAAUUAUUUUAAGAGCGAUAUUGGGGAAGUGAGCCGACACUUUGAGGCUGAGUUCUGGCAAGACAUGUCACUGCUGGGCAUCCAGAGGCCGGACAAGACCAUGCGCGUCACAGAACACAUUCCGCACGUCAUCCAGUUCGUGCAAGACAUUCUCGAUGCCGGCUUUGCAUACCAGGUUGCUGAUGGUUCAGUGUUCUUCAAUAACAUCGCCUACAGAAAAUCUAGAGGUCUUCAUUUGCCUGAGGAUUUUAAAUGCGAGCUAAGCGCUGAUGACAGCUUUGAGGCAAGCCAAACGGACGCGCAAGACCCCCACAAGCGACACCCCAUCGACUUUGCGCUGUGGAAGGGAAGCAAGAAGGACGAGCCUUCAUGGCCGUCGCCCUUCGGCAGGGGCAGACCUGGCUGGCACAUCGAGUGCUCGGCCAUGGCCAGCUCUGUGUUCGGAGACACACUGGACGUCCACAGCGGAGGAAUAGACCUGUGGUUCCCUCAUCACUACUGCGAGGAAGCUCAGUGCUGUGCUCGACACUCUAGCAACAUCUGGACCAACUACUGGUGGCAUUCUGGACAUCUGACAAUCGAUUGUGAAAAGAUGUCGAAGAGUAUAGGGAACGUUGUGAGCAUCCGGGAGCUUCUGCAGACACAUUCAGCCAACACCUUCCGACACUUCGCCCUCACUUCCCAUUACACAAACCCGGUGACAUAUGGAGACAGUACCUUGGCUCAGGCUGCUAAUCAGGUCUCCAAGAUUCAAGAGAUGCUGAACGCGGCUCAUCAUUUCCUGUCUUCCACCCCCAAAGUCGACCUCAUUCGCACAUCUUCGUGCGAGCAGCAUCCUCUGAUGCAGGCGUUGUUGCAGACCAAAGCGAAUGUGGACGACUGCCUGAGGCAUGAUUUCAACACCGCAAAGGCUAUGCGUUCAAUUUUCGCCUUAAUAUCUCUUACUAACAAAUAUCUCUAUAGGGAGUCUCUAGGGAAAUUGAACUCUAUCGACAGCUCUAGAGAAUCUAGUGUUUCUAGUCAACUCACAAAUAGUUAUAAUAUAAAUUUAGCCGCUGAAAGUGGACAUUGUAUGAAUGAAGUUGUAGAUAUUUCGUUAGCCUCUUCCAAAGAAUUAACUAGUACAAAUCAUGAAAAUAGUAAUGAAUUGGAGCUACAUUCCGUAGAAAAUGAGUUAGGGCACGAGGCUGAGGCUGGGCAAGAGGCUGAGGCUGGACACGUGGAGAUUGCGGCCGUCAGGAACUACGUGCUUGGCCUCAUGACGCUGCUGGGCAUGAACUACAAAGCCGGACAUGAAGUGCAAUCGAGCAAGUCUGAGAGCUUGGAAGCCUCGUCUGACUUGGAGAAGCGUUUCCCUGACGUGAUGCAGGCGCUACUGACCUACCGAAACACUGUCAGGGAUUUUGCUCUACUAAAGAACAUCCCGGCUGGCCAGUUCAAGGCGUUGAGUAAAGAAGAGCAGAGAGCCAGGCGUCAGGAGAUGGCUCCCCUGCUACAGGCUGGCGACGAGCUCAGGACGCGUCUCAACGAAUGCUCCAUCCUGAUCAAGGAUCUGAAGGAAGGCUCGAGCUGGACGUUCUCCGAUCAACUCGCUGGACGAAAAGCUGAUCGAGAAACUGAGAAGAACUAAAAAUUAUAGCUCCGUGAGCUGAGCUGUGAUUUACACUUCUUGACCUCGACACCAACGCUUGGCUGCGUAUCGAGUCCUCAAUCAUCAUUCACUGGAAAUUUUGUAUUUUUAGUCUUUUUAAGAUAUUCUUUGUAAGAACCAACGCAAUAUUCUGGGUUCGAUUCUAAUGCU
Messenger RNA from Hyalella azteca, 2280 nucleotides. RefSeq names its product probable cysteine--tRNA ligase, mitochondrial. The coding region runs from base 82 to 2109 and encodes 675 amino acids. The transcript has 14 exons. Gene Ontology annotation, biological process: cysteinyl-tRNA aminoacylation. Lineage: Eukaryota; Metazoa; Arthropoda; Malacostraca; Amphipoda; Hyalellidae. Gene Ontology annotation, molecular function: ATP binding; cysteine-tRNA ligase activity. The record is from RefSeq and is a predicted model, not a curated record. Gene Ontology annotation, cellular component: cytoplasm.